CUCAUGGAACUUAUUGCCACAGAGAGAUGGAAAAACCAGAAAGCAUGGAAAUAUGGAAAUGCUUGGAGAACUUUGUGAGGGGGUGAUCUGUUGGGGCUCAUAGAAACAAUAGUCCACUGGCAACUUCUGACUUGUGAAGGUUCAAGAUUUUAUGCUGCCAUAAGUUGUUGUUAUAGUCCUAGGUGGCUGUUCCUUACAUUUGCUGAAUAUUAUUAGAAUUUUUCUUGAAUAUAUAAUGCUGGUCCCUACCAAAGGUCAGCUUCUGAGUUAAAUAUAUCCUGUGUUAACUCUCUGUUGCAAAGCAACUGAAGGACUAUGUUCUUCUAUUGAGGAAUUUGAGUUUGUGUGAUCUCAUAUCUAAAUGUUUUCUGGAGGCAAGGGCCAUGGUCCUAAGUCAUGAAAACUGUAAAGUUUUCUGAUAGCAAAAACAUCAGGAUGGGAGUCUUAGGUGAAUCAAUAGGUUCAGUAGUGUUUAAUCAUAGAGUUUAGAAGUAUAUGCAGUUCUGUUCAUCUGUCAAUCAAUGCUUAACAGAAAAAAGACCACAUAUUAAAUAGUAACUAUUGUAAAGAAUAAAGCAUGGUUUCCCAAGGAAAUAUUAAUACAAUUUAGUUGAUUUAAUUGGCACUUUUCUCUCUGUGAAAUAAAACUAGACUGCUCUUAGGCAGUAAAGUGGGAGACUUGAUUCAAAAAAAGCAGACUCCCUGUUUUGUAAUGGAUGAUUUGGGGAGACAGGAGGAAGGAGAGAGAGCGAGGGUGGACAUUCUUACUAGAAAAACAUUCUCUAGAUGAUUGAAAUAUACACUGGGACAGGAAGUAUUAGUAUCUCAUUUUGUUUCUUCCACUCACUGGUGAAUUUGCACGUGUAUAUUUAACAUCCGGUUUGUUUUUUUAUUUUUUUGUGCCAACUCUGCCAUAGAUCUGCCCUAGCAGACAGUCUAGUAACGUCUUGCCAUUUCGAAAAACGCUUUCAGCGGCGGUGCUAUGCCGGUGGCCAAAUCUUAACGCGAAAAGUAGCAUGGCCAAGCUUGAACUCCAGCCAUGUCCGUCCGUGCCCGGCAUCCCCAUGGCCGCGCCGGCUGUGAGGGGCUGCGCGGGCCGGACAGGUCCGUCAGCGUGGAGCUGGACAGGUCCCUCAGCACUGGCCGGACAGGUCCGUCAGCGUGGAGCUGGACAGGUCCCUCAGCACUGGCCGGACGGGUCCCUCAGCGUUGGCCGGACGGGUCCAUCAGCGCGGGCCGGACCGGUCCCUCAGCACUGGCCGGACGGGUCCCUCAGCGCGGGCCGGACGGGUCCCUCAGCGCGGGCCGGGCGGGUCCCUCAGCGCUGGCCGGACGCGCUCCUGCCCCCGCACUGCCGCCAGAGGGCGCCGCGAACGCGGCUCCUGCGCUCUGCGGGGCCAGAGCGGGGUCGGUGAGGGGCUUGGAGCGGGAGCGAGCAGGAGCGGAGCCGGAGAGGAGCGGGAGUGGGGCCUGGAGCGGGGCAGGAGCGCAGCCCGGAACGGGGAGAGAGCGGGGCCUGGAAUGGAGCCAGGAGCGGGGCCGCUGACGCUCCCGGGGAGCGAAACACGAUCACUUGCGUGCCUGCAGAACUAUCACCAACAGCCAGUGCCAAAUACUUCCAUAUAACUACACCACCGUAACUUCAGUUCUUUCCAUUGUCAAAAGCAUUGAAAUGGAGAAGUUCCUGAAGUUCUUCAGUUACCUCAAUCGUCUCAACUGCUAUCAACACAUCAUGCUGUUUGGCUGUAGUCUCGCUCUUCCUGAAUGCAUCAGUGACAGUGAUGACAGUCGAGGCCUCUUGCCCUGCAGAACAUUUUGUGAGGCAGCAAAAGAAGGCUGUGAACCAGUCCUGGGUAUGGUAAAUGCUUCUUGGCCAGACUUCUUGAAGUGCUCUCAAUUCCAAAACAAAACUGAGAAUGACACCACUACAAGGGUAUGCUUCUCACCACACCAAGAAAAAGGAAAGCAGUCACUGUGUGGAGGAGACGAGAGUUUUUUGUGUGCCAGUGGGAUCUGCAUCCCAGGGAAACUGCAGUGUAAUGGCUACAAUGACUGUGAUGAUUGGAGUGAUGAGGUCCAUUGUAACUGCAGUAAUGAUGUAUUUCGUUGUGACACGGGAAAAUGCCUCAAUUAUACCUUUGUUUGUGAUGGAUAUGAUGACUGUGGAGACCUUAGUGAUGAACAAAAUUGUGAUUGUAAUCCAGUGACACAUCACCAGUGUGGAGAGGGGAGAUGUAUAACAGCUGAUUGGGUAUGUGAUGGUGACCAUGACUGUAUAGACAAAUCAGAUGAGAUCAAUUGCUCAUGUCACAGUCAGGGUCUGGUGGAGUGCAGAAAUGGGCAGUGCAUUCCUAGUGCAUUCCAGUGUGAUGGAGAUAAUGAUUGUAAAGAUGGAAGUGAUGAAGAAAACUGCAGUGACAAUCAAACCCUCUGUCAGGACGGAGACCAGAGAUGCUCUUUCUGCCCUGAUCCCUGUGGAGCUUCCCCCUGUGAGAUAAGAAACAGCCAGGCAAACUGCAGUCUGUGUGAACCAAUUACUCUGGAACUUUGUAUGAACUUGCCUUACAACUAUACUUAUUACCCAAACUACCUGGGCCACAGGACACAGAAGGAAGCCUCUAUCAGCUGGGAGUCUUCCCUUUUCCCAGCUUUGGUUCAGACCAACUGCUACAAGUACCUGAUGUUUUUUGCCUGUACAAUCUUAGUACCAAAAUGUGACCCCCAUACAAAUCAGCGGAUCCCACCUUGCAGGACAUUAUGUGUACAGUCUAAGGAGCGCUGUGAGGCUGUGCUUGGGAUUGUAGGUCUGCAGUGGCCAGAAGAUACAGACUGCACCCAGUUUCCAGAUGAGAACUCGGACAAUCAAACUUGUCUAACACCAGAUGAAGAUGUAGAAGAAUGCUCGCCCAGUCACUUCAAGUGCCGUUCUGGGAGGUGUGUCCUGGCGUCCAGGAGAUGUGAUGGUCAAGCUGACUGUGAGGAUGACAGUGAUGAGGAUGGCUGUGGUUGUAGAGAAAGGGGUCUUUGGGAGUGUCCUUUGAAGAAACUGUGCAUCAAACACACUAUGAUCUGUGAUGGUUUCCCAGACUGCCCUGACAUGAUGGAUGAAAAGAAUUGCUCAUUUUGUGAAGAGAGUGAGCUUGAAUGUGCCAACCAUGAAUGUGUGCCACGUGAACUCUGGUGUGAUGGGCAGGCAGACUGUAGUGACAGUUCAGAUGAAUGGGACUGUGUUACACUGUCUAAAAACACAAAUUCCUUGAUGCUCCUGACUGUUCACAGAUCAGCUGCUGCUAACCAUGUCUGUGCUGAUGAGUGGCAAGAAAACUUAAGCCAACUGGCCUGCAAUCAGAUGGGUUUAGGAGGACCAUCCAAAACAGAAAUUGUAAUAGACAACGACCAAAUGCAGGACCAAAAAUGGCUGAAUCUGCACUCAGACUGGAAGAAUAAAAAUGCAUCCACUUUACAUGCACUUCUAGUGAAUGGGCAGACGUGCCAAAGCAGAAGCAAAGUUGCUCUCUUUUGCACUAAAGAAGACUGCGGCCGCCGCCCCGCUGCCCGCAUGAGCAAGAGGAUCCUCGGCGGCAGGACCAGCCGGCCGGGCCGCUGGCCCUGGCAGUGCUCCCUGCAGAGCGAGCCCAGCGGACACAUCUGCGGCUGCGUUCUCAUCGCCAAGAGAUGGGUCCUGACAGUAGCGCACUGCUUUGAAGGGAGAGAAAAUGCAGCUGUUUGGAAAGUAGUGCUUGGGAUUAGCAAUCUUGAUCAUCCAUCAAGUUUCAUGCAGACCCGACUGGUGAGGACCAUCAUCCUCCACCCACGCUACAACAGAGCAGUUGUAGACUACGAUAUCAGCAUCGUGGAACUAGAUGAGGACAUCAACGAGACAAGCUAUGUGAGACCUGUCUGCCUGCCCAGCAAAGACCAGCUGGUUCAGCCAGACACCUACUGCUACAUCACAGGCUGGGGACAUAUGGGCAACAAAAUGCCCUUCAAGCUUCAGGAAGGAGAGGUUCGCAUAAUUUCCUUAGAACAAUGCCAGUCAUAUUUUGACAUGAAAAUCAUCACCAGCAGGAUGCUGUGUGCUGGCUAUGAAUCUGGCACCGUGGACUCUUGCAUGGGUGACAGUGGAGGACCACUUGUGUGUGAGCAUACUGCAGGGCGCUGGACCUUGUUUGGUUUAACAUCUUGGGGCUCAGUCUGCUUUUCCAAGGUUUUGGGACCUGGAGUUUACAGUAAUGUGUCACAUUUUAUUGAGUGGAUUGAAAGACAAAUAUACAUCCACACCUUUCUGCUAAACUAACUCCAGAUGGUAAGAAUUGUGCUGACAGACUAAAGAAAAAAGGAAUCCGCCCUUCAACGCUGAAGGUUUUGCAGUCCAGAAACUCUGUGAAAAGCAGUUUCAAGCUCUAUCUAUUCAUGGUGUGGAGCUAUGGAAUAUGCAGCGUAUGUUACCGGUAAAUCCUCUGCUCAUGAAUAUACUUUGUGGUGGAAUUAAUAAUCCUUUUGACUUUUCUUUUAACUGUGUUGUGGUGCUAUUCCAAACACUGCAAAAAGCUUAAAAGAAAAGAAUCAACCACCUUCUGCCUUUCAGCUAUUAAAACUAAGCAGUAGCACAGACUAGAAAAACUUUUUAAAAUAACCUAUUUUAAUACUAUUAAAUUAGUAGCACAUGCAUUUUCACUCCUUCCAAUGAGGAAGGAACUUUGUGCAUUCAUAUGGCACUACAGGACAUACAUUCAAAAGGACAGCUCUUGACAGGGCCAUACCACAUGCUGGAGGGUGUGGGUUUGUACAUCCAUGUGGCACAGGACACAUCAAAGCACAUGUGCAGGUCUCCAAAGGUGUUACCAUAUGCUCCUGUCGUGCCUCAGCUAAUGCCUUUUGUCCCUCAGACUGGUUAAUUUGAAUGGGCAUAAUCCUGUACUGUCCUGAUUCCAUGGCUUCUGUUCCCAGAGCCAGAACCAGUAGGUCAAAAGACUCAACCAACCAGUGGAGGCACUGGAGACCAAAGCUUUUACUGUUCAGACUCUUUGGACAGCCUCUAGCACUUAACCUUCUGAAACUUCCAGCGUCCUGAUGCAUUUAGCAAACCUGUGCCCCACUGGCUUUCCUCCCGGCUUUGUAUAAUAUGUUCAGCAACUGAUGCACUGACCAUCUCCAGCCCUCUGAAAAUGUAAGAGGGUUGGCUAUACCACUGCAAUGGUUUCCCCUCCUAGAGUCAGCUAGCUUGGACAUCUUGUGAGAGACAGAAAAUGCAGAUUUAAAAUGAAAAAGAUGCAGAGUGGGCACUGUCUCAAAUAUCGGGGAACUGGUUAAUUGUUAUAGGUCUCUUCUUGUACCUUGCAUUUAAAGUUUAAUUUUGACUAGCAAGAUAAAAUGGGAAAAAGAAAAAAAGCAGAAAGAAAAUGAGUGAUAGAAGGUUUGGGAUUCCAGCUUCUGUUCAAGUGAGUUUUAGAAAUAGAAGAAGCAAAGUACAACAGCUUCACCAGCAAAGGCUGAAGUAGCUCAGCUCAGGUGCUUGGUAGCCAGAUGCGGAGUGCUUUGUGCAGUAGUAAGACAAUAUGCCUUAAGUCCAAGAGAAUCUGGUUGGAAAAGAUUAUGAUAAAAAACAGGAGGAUGGCACCUUUUUAUGGUGGCUAGAGGGAAAGUGUGUCCUAUGAACCGUUGUAGAUGAUGUCCUGCAUAGCUAUCAGCUUUUAGGAGGCCAGAACAGGACGAGUCAGGAAUCUGAGGAUUACAGGAAAAAUUCCACUGGGGAACAAUGCAUUUAAAAUUUGUGUUUUCAGUGCUGUGCAUAGGCCCCUGUGCAUGCAGGCUACGGCACAUCAUAAUCCUCUCUGCUACCUCUGGCAUGGCCCCAUGACAGCAUGGCAGGGCCACGUCAAUAGCAUGACUGCCACAUGUGGAAACGUGCAUUGAAAGACCUAACACAUGGACAUUUCAGGUACUACUAAUCAUGUUGCAACUCAUCUACAUAGACCUAUUGCUUUCAUGAAGGUUUAUCUCUUAUCUCUGUAUCUUCUCCUUAAGUAUCACUAACAUUAGAACAUUAGUCACACUAGACUGCACUGUAGACAUGAAUAUUAAUAAAUACUCAAUAUUUAUGUUACAGAUUCUGAAACUAUUUAAGUGAUUAUUGAAUCACUGUUUCAUGCUCAGAAAAAAACUCUUUGAGGCUUUGCUAGGUUUGAUUGUUGUUUUUUUUUACUUUUAAUAUCUUAAGGGUAUGACACUUAAAUACUCUUCCCCCAGCUAUAAAUGAGAGAAAGCAGCUCUGCCAGUGUUUAUCUAGUCCAAGUAGAUUACAGCUGAAGCAGGUUAUUGAUGCUCUUGCCUUAAGGAUAUGGAGGCUGGAGCUCUCACUCCUCAGCCUCUCACUUCCAGCUUUCCUCUGGGGCUGGGAUCUCUGCAGCUGUAGGGCAGAAAAGCUCAGAGUCCUGGAGCUGGUUAUCAAGAGUACCCCGAGGAGGUGGUCCAGCGGUUGUUAGAGCCAGCUGGCUGGUGUCAGGUUCUGGCCAGGUCUGUUUUCCAAAGAGGUGCUGCUGCAGAAUGAGUAACCCAGCCUGGCUUAUCUCCACUAGAUACUGUGGUUAGCAACUUUGAAUUUUGUAAAGCACCAGAGCAUGUAAAAUCAUUCAUGUAGAUACUAGCAUUACCAAAUGAUAACAUGUAACUACAUGUGUAAUGACACAUGUAAUUACACAAAUUAAUUAAUUAAUUUAAUUAGGCAUUUGGCCUACCACCAGUUUCCAAGCAGUGGAAAUGAGGAAGAGUGUUUCUUAAACACAAGGUCCAGCCCCAUCCUAUAUGACAUCAGUCCGAAGAAAUUCCAGGCCGAACCCCAUCCCAGAUGGCUUUAGGAGGGAGCACUUGGGUCUCACCCUUUGCCACAACUGUGUCUGACACAACAUUCCAUGUAAAGAGGAAAUUUGUAAUUUUAUAAAUGUAUUUUUAUACUGGUUUUUUAUGUAUGCACAGGAAAUAGGCAAACAUGUUCCUCCUUCCACUGUAUCAAGCUUUUUCCUGUGUGCUGACAUAAUGGCUAUGAUCACAGUUAUGCUGUUUGUCUCACAGGUGUAGUGUCACUGUAAGGUAACAUUUGUUGGUUUUGCUUCUACCACAGCUGUAUCUCCAAAUGUAAGCAAUGCCACUCAGUCAAGCCAACGUGUUUCUUUCUAGUUGUACUAAUAAAAAUUUACAAUCGUUUUCAAAAUAA
Cyanistes caeruleus (blue tit) is the source of this 7213-nucleotide messenger RNA. The record is from RefSeq and is a predicted model, not a curated record. Lineage: Eukaryota; Metazoa; Chordata; Aves; Passeriformes; Paridae.